Lontra canadensis (Northern American river otter) is the source of this 1251-nucleotide messenger RNA. RefSeq names its product solute carrier family 25 member 48 (gene SLC25A48). Gene Ontology annotation, cellular component: mitochondrion. The coding region runs from base 77 to 1012 and encodes 311 amino acids. The record is from RefSeq and is a predicted model, not a curated record. The transcript is spliced from 8 exons. Gene Ontology annotation, molecular function: transmembrane transporter activity. NCBI's taxonomy places the organism in Eukaryota, Metazoa, Chordata, Mammalia, Carnivora, Mustelidae. Gene Ontology annotation, biological process: transmembrane transport.
CCGGCGGGGCAUGCGCCGCGUACUCUGACUGGGCACCGACCGGGCUCCGGGAGCGCGAGGAGCCGCGGCUCCGGCCAUGGGCAGCUUCCAGCUGGAGGACUUCGCGGCGGGCUGGAUCGGAGGUGCAGCCAGUGUCAUCGUUGGCCACCCUCUAGACACAGUCAAGACUCGCCUGCAGGCCGGCGUCAACUAUGAGAACACCCUCAGCUGCAUCCGCACGGUGUACAGGAGAGAGAGUGUGUUCGGCUUCUUCAAGGGCAUGUCCUUUCCCCUUGCCAGCAUCGCUGUCUACAACUCGGUGGUCUUUGGGGUCUUCAGUAACAUGCAGCGGUUCCUCAGCCAGCACCACGGCCGGGAGUCUGAGGCCAGCCGGUCCCACACACUGUCUGACCUUCUCCUGGCCAGCAUGGUGGCCGGCGUGGUCUCCGUCGGGGUGGGGACGCCCGUGGACCUCAUCAAGAUCCGGCUGCAGAUGCAAACGCAGCCGUUUCAGGAAGCCAACCUUGGUUUGAAACCCAGGGCAGUGGCUCUUGGGGUACAGCCCAUUUACCAGGGACCUGUGCAUUGCAUCACAACCAUCGUGCGGACUGAGGGCCUGGCAGGGAUGUACCGGGGCGUUGGUGCCAUGCUGCUGAGGGAUGUCCCAGGCUACUGCCUCUACUUCAUCCCCUAUGUGUUCCUGAAUGAGUGGAUCACACCUGAGGCCUGCACAGGCCCCAGCCCCUGUGCCGUGUGGCUGGCCGGUGGCAUGGCAGGAGCAAUUUCUUGGGGGACGGCAACUCCUAUGGAUGUCGUGAAAAGUCGACUCCAAGCUGACGGGGUUUAUUUAAACAAAUACAAAGGUGUCCUGGAUUGUAUCUCCCAGAGUUACCAGAAGGAAGGUCUUAAAGUGUUUUUCAGAGGCAUCACAGUGAACACCGUGCGUGGCUUCCCCAUGAGCGCCACCAUGUUCCUUGGGUAUGAGCUUUCACUGAAGGCGAUCCGUGGGGACCACACCGUGCCCAGCCCCUGAGCGCCAGGCUUUAGUCUACAAGUCUUUUCCUCCAGGAAGCCUGCCCUUAUGCCUCAGCCAAGAUGAGUUGUGCCUGCUGUAGGCUCUCCCCUGCAGCCCCUGCUCAGCCCCUACCACAUCCCCUUGCAUCAUAACUGCCUGAUGACUUUCCUCACUCCCCAGCCAGCGUGAAAGUCCUGGGAGAGCUGUGACUGUUUCUUCACUUCUCUAUUGCUCGUGCCUCGCAUGGAACCUGAUAC